Molecule: messenger RNA, 1598 nt
Organism: Suillus discolor
Lineage: Eukaryota; Fungi; Basidiomycota; Agaricomycetes; Boletales; Suillaceae
Product: phosphoglycerate mutase-like protein
Exons: 7
Coding region: 36-1325 (429 amino acids)
Molecular function (GO): acid phosphatase activity
Source: RefSeq, a predicted model, not a curated record
ACACGGUCGAGACCUCACGCGCUUCAAAUCUCGGGAUGCGUAUACAGGCGAUUCUAAGCCUCCUUUCGUCCGCGCAUUAUGUCCAGAAUUACUUCAACGACACUCUCAAUGUCCUGAACCAUCUUGGCAGCAUUUCCCCUUAUCACCGUGCCCGUCAUCAACAUGCUUCAGAAAUCAAUUCAGAACUCCCUAUCGACUGUACUGUUGACCAAGUAAUGCUUAUGCACCGUCAUGGCUCUCGUGGUCCCAUUGGCGAGCAGAGAUAUAUAGAGCGGCUGAUUCAAACACUGCAUGACGCAACAGAUGUUAUCCAGAAAGUAGAACUGCCUCACGAGUUCGAGUUUCUGCGAGCAGGGUAUAAUUUCAGCCUGGCACCGCAUAAUUUGACUAUACUUGGGCGCAAGGAACUUUUUGACCAUGGAGUUGAGUUCGCUUUGAAAUACCCACACUUGACAACCGACAUAAUCCUAUCUAGCGACUCAGGUCGGGUGGUCGAAUCUGCACGUUGGUUUGCGUUGGGUUUUUUCGGACUGGAUCCAGAUGUUCGCAUUGUGACUGUCAAUAACACAGAUGAUCCAGUUUCUUGGAUCACUCCUGCACCAGGACCAGCUUGUCCCAAGUUCAACUACAGUUUUGGACAGCAGGCUACCCGGACGUGGAGCAAACACUAUCUGCCUGUAAUUACUGAUCGCCUAAACAUGCUUCUACCUGGUGUCGGGUUCACUGGAGACGAUAUUCAUGGGGCUUUAUUUGCUUGUGCCUAUGAUUUGGCUUCCCUUGGUGCUUCUCCGUGGUGUGGCGUCUUUCGACCCGACGAACUGGUUAAUUUCGAGUACGAAAGGGAUAUCUUAAUGGACGCUUCGUGCGCCUAUAUGUUACCAGAUAACAUGAGCCCUCUCGUGGGGACGGUGUUUGUGAAUAAGCUGAUUGAGCGCUUCACAGAUUCUCAAGGAAACAGCCGCCCAUUAUAUCUUGAAUUCGGGCACGAUGUCACAAUUUUGCUUGCUCUAUCUGCUUUAGGCCUAGCAAAGGAUGACCCUCCCCUAUCCCCCGACGAGCUACGUCCUGGGCGGAAGUUUCAGACUUCUGAACUCACGCCAUUUGCCGCCAAUAUGGUCUGGGAAAAAUUCACAUGCACAAGCUCAUAUGAUGGACCCCAGAUUCGCCUUAUUUUAAACGAUGCUACCAUGCCCUUGACUAUUUGCGGUCAAGGCAUGGAUCCCACACUUGGGACAUGUUCCCUCGAUACUUUCGUGAAUGCGAACCAUUACAGCACAAGCAUUCGGUUCCGGGAUGAGACCUGGAAUGCGACUUGUGGGGUUUGAAUCGACCAACGCAAUAGACAAUCUUACCACUACACUAAAUAUUUCUGUCCUACAGAAGCCGCAGUUAAAUUUCGGCGCAAGACAAUCUCUGACGCUAUGGCGACUUGCUCGAAAUUCCUCGUUUCAUUGGGACUACUUUGUGGAAUGGAUGAAAUAUUACGCUCGUUGACACUCAGGGAAAGGCAUAUGUAGCGGGCCGCCGCGCCGUGGGAGCUUGUGUAUCCAUAGAUAGCUUGGAGCAGGUUUACGCCUUGGAUCUAACCAUUUCAAAAA